AUGGAGAGCCAGAAAUGCUCCAUCCAUAAGAAGAUCCUGGAGUAUUACUGCACUGAGGAUGAUACCUGUGUCUGUUUGUCUUGCAUGAUUGGAGGACAUAAAGGACAUGAGAUGGAGUCACUGGAUGAGGCUUCUGAGAAGAAGAAGGAGACACUGAGGAUCGUUCUGCAGAAACUUCUGACAAAGAGAGAGGAAACGGAGGAAAGACGGCUGGUGACACUGCCUUGUUUAAAGAUCUCAGGAGACGUCUGGAAGACCUGGGGUGACUUGUGUGAUACUGAGGAUGAAGAUAAUGAGGACAGAGAGAGGCAAGAGAAGCUCCUCCAUGAUGGAGGGAGUCUGGAUGUGGUUGAGAUAUCACACACAUUACAUGCAGGUUUAUCUUAUAUAAUAACAGAGGGAAAUGUAGACUUCUAUAUACAGGAAGCUGCAGACAUAUUACUGGAUGUAAACACAGCCCAUAAUAAUCUCCAUAUAUCAGAUGACAGGAAAACUGUAUCCUGGUCAGAUAUAGACCAGAAUCGUACAGAAACUCCAGAGAGAUUUCAGUUUUGUCCUCAGGUGUUGAGCAGUCAGAGUUUCUCCUCAGGGAGACAUUACUGGGAAGUGGAUGUCGGGGGAUCAGAUGUAUGGAUAGUAGGAAUGUGUUACCCCAGUAUAGACAGAAGAGGAUGGCAGUCAGGGAUUGGAUGGAAUAACAAGUCCUGGGGUUUGUACAGGUAUAUAAAUCAGUAUGAGGUGAGACAUGAUAAUAAACAGAUCCCCUUACCCACCAAUCUCUCCAGUAACAGAGUCAGGAUAUAUCUGGAUUAUGAGGCCGGGCGGAUCUCCUUUUAUGAUCUGUGUGACCCGAUCCGACACCUCUACACCUUCACCACCACCUUCACUGAGCCCCUCCAUGCUGGGAAUUGGGUAGUGAGAGGUUGUAUAAAGAUCUUUGGGGGGAAUCGGGAGAUAUAAACUGGUGACAUCAUAGGUUUGGGAUUGGUGGAAUAUUCAGCCAAUAGGAAAAGGAAGUGGUGGGGCUUAAGUCACUACUCGUGUUUUUUUAAGUCACUACUCAUGUUUUUCUACUAUAAAUAAAUGUAGGUGAGAAUUCUCCCUCUGUCACUCAUUGAUCACUGGGUAGAAGAUCUGACAUAACAGUGAUUAACAUGGUCCUAUUGGUCAGUAAAGAUGGGCCUAUCUAUAUAUCUAUUUUCUUUUCUUUUUCUUUUUUUUCAAAUUAGAUUUAUAUUGAAAUUUCAAAAGAUAAUACAUGAACAAUAAUCACAUAUAUAAGAACAUUUAAGUGGUGAUUUAUCCAAUAUAAGAAUGUGAAUCAGUAACUAUACUUCAGCCAUAGUAA
Molecule: messenger RNA, 1348 nt
Organism: Rana temporaria (common frog)
Lineage: Eukaryota; Metazoa; Chordata; Amphibia; Anura; Ranidae
Product: E3 ubiquitin-protein ligase TRIM39-like
Exons: 3
Coding region: 1-960 (319 amino acids)
Molecular function (GO): protein binding; zinc ion binding
Source: RefSeq, a predicted model, not a curated record